Sorex araneus (European shrew) is the source of this 372-nucleotide messenger RNA. Its product is annotated as RING finger protein 11-like. The record is from RefSeq and is a predicted model, not a curated record. The transcript has a single exon. The coding region runs from base 1 to 372 and encodes 123 amino acids. NCBI's taxonomy places the organism in Eukaryota, Metazoa, Chordata, Mammalia, Eulipotyphla, Soricidae.
AUGGGGAACUGCCUCCAAACCUGCAGAUCCAGUGACCCCUCGGACACCGAGUCUCAGUCCAGUCAGCUUUCAUCUGAGACGGUCCCAAGCCCGGACCAGUUGCUCCUGAGAGACCUGCCAGCAGCCCAGCGGAGUCCGGCAGAUUUAGAUCGAGCCCAGCGACUCAGGUGCCGGCGCUGUCUUCCCGUUGGCGUCUACGUGAGCGGAGAAGCUGCAGCGGGAAGGACCCGGGACUGUGCCAUCUGUUUGCUGGACUUUGUGGACGGAGACCACAUUCGGACUCUGCCCUGCAAGCACUUCUUCCACCUGGACUGCAUCGGGAAAUGGCUGAUGACAUCCUCCACGUGUCCCUGCUGCAGGCUGUCUGUGUAG